AUGGCAGAGAAGAGACCUGUAAAGAGCAAAGAUAAAACGGCAGUUGGGCGCGCCAAGGAUUCCCCUGAUCAGACGGGCAUGCACUCAUAUGCACGUAAACAUGGUACCAAUACAUCUCUCAUAACCCUGCCUGAAUCUGAGCCUAGUACUCCGGACUCUAAGAGAAGCCGACCUGAACCCACACUUGGGGAGGUACAAGAUAAUAUCGUCAAGAUAUUGGUGGAAAAGAUGAAAAAUGAGGAGGCUUGUCAACAGCACAUCGAUGUCAGCCACAGGGUUGGUGGGAAGAACGCGGAAAAAACUCGACCAGUUAUCAUCAGGUUUGUUGCCAGGUCAAUAAGAGAUCUCAUUUGGAAGAAUGCUAGAGGAUCGGAAUAUCUGAAAUCUAGGAAGUUCCGGUUUGGAGAGGACCUGACGACAAAAGACAAGGAUAUGGAGGCUCGGAACAAACUGUGGCCUCAAAUUGAUGCUGCACAUAAAAAAGGAAAAAGAGCCUUUUAUGCGGGAGCUAAAGCAAUAAUUGAUGGAAAAGAGACUUGUCAGAGACUCCAGGAUGAAACGGCAAGGCUAGCUGAACUAAAAACAGAGUUACUUUGCAGAGGUAAAGUGGCGUCACAGUGGCUUUCUGAUGUGAAGGAAUGGGCAGCUGGCGAGACACCAGAUACAUCUAAUGCCAGUCGAGGCGCCACACACAGAGGACUUCAGCAGUCAAUUGAAGGGCUUUACCUUAGUGUGAGGCAGCGGAAGCAAACCCUUUACCGUCAGAAUGACAGCAGCAAGUUUCGCCACCGCCUUCAAAGGAAGCUGGCAGAAGACAAAAAGCUCCUUCUUCAGGAGAUUGAGAAAUACAAUGGUCUUGUACUAGACUCUGCCAGUAACAUUGAUGUAGCUGUGGUGGAGCAUUCCCUGACUGGAGAGAGCACUGUGUCUCAAAUAUGGCCGUGGGAGGUUCAUGGCAGUGCAAACAUUUUAAUCAAGAAACAACUGCAUGACCAAGUGAUGUUGACAAUGCGACUGCAAGAGGAAAAAAGCAUUUUGGUGUUGGAGAUGGCACAACACUGCACAUGGUUGCAGAGCCUGGCAGUGGUUCUCAAGAACAAGAUAGCUGAGGAGGAUGUAGACAAGGGAAAUGAGGGACUUUGCUGUCUCUUAAGAAGAAGACUGUCAGAUGUGUCAGAAAGGUUGCAAGUGUCCUCCAACAGUACAAGACUGCUUUAGGCCCUGAGGCCUCUGCCCUUCUACAUGUUGAAGCAGAAGAUCAAAGUGGCCUCAGUAGUCCAGACACCAGUGAGGAUGAAGAAGAAAACACUAUUUAGAUGGAAGCUGCACAAAGGACUGUGUUGAAGGAAAUGGACUUGCCCAGUAUCUGUGUAUUUUCCGAUACUACACUGAUUGAUUAACCACAUCAAAAUCUGAAUGCAUUCUAUAUUGUUGAAAAUAAGCCUGUAUCUGUAGAUUGCCAAGCAAUUUAUUAAGCACAUGAAUGUUUCUUGAAGAUGCAUAAACCUUAGUAUAGGAAAGGAAGGAAAAGAAAAGAAGAGACUCCCAUUGAUUGCGGUGACCCUGUGACCUUUCCUAUAGUGUAAAACUCAAGGCUAAACUUUUGACAAUGACUAUUGGGCAGAUUGCCAUGAAAUCUGGUAAGCAAAUUCAUGAAGAUGACUUUGGUGACCUCAUGCUGUUAUUUCUAUCACCACAUUUAGGCUGAAAUGUAAAAGUUAUUUCUUCAUUACUUGCAUUUUCCCCAGAUUCUUAUUCUGCAGUGCAUCAGCAGCAGAGGGUCUGUGCCUUUUUUUUCCAGAGGGGUGUUGUAGGAUAUAGGGGUAUGGGGUAUGGGGGUGGAGGUAUUAUAGGGGUAUGAGUGUGUAAUAGGAUAUAACUCUUGUGUAACUUUAUAUUACCACACCAUUGAAGUAAAAUUGAAAAUUGAAGUAAAAAAGUAAAAAAAAAAAAAAAAAAAAAAAGGAAUUUUUUUUUCUUAAAGAUUAUUUUUUAAAUAAUUUUAAAUGGUCACUGUCCGUUUUGUCCUUACACAGUUAAAAAAUUUUAUUAGUUCUGCUGAAGUUAAGACCAUAAGUCAGUUCUAAUUAUGAUUUUUUUUUUUUUGAUUUUUAUGAUGGCUUCAUGUGACAAUGUAACUUUUUUUUAGCCAAACGAUCAAACGAUUAAUCAAGAUUAUUUGCAUACACGCAUAAGUAACAUAUUUCUCUUAAAUAUAUACAUUAAUUUGUGCAUAUUUAUAUAUACAUAAUAAUUACACACACACACACACACAUAUUAGCCAAACUUAAACUUUUAUUUUGUAUGUGAUUAAAAGUGUGAUUAAUCGUUUGACAGCACUACUUUUUUUUUUUUUUUUUUUUUUUUUUUUUUUUUUUUUAAAGAUUUUAUUGAAUAAAUAAUUGCUGCAUAUUUCAAAGUCAGGUCCUGUGCUGCUCUGUGUAAUGCCCUUAGUGUGGAAGCCUGCUGAUAGAAAAAUGAAUUUGCAUUUUUAAUAAACCUGUCUGGAUUUAGUUUAGACCAAAUAAAAAAAUCUACAAAUAUUUUUAUUCCGCAAACACACAGUUGUAAAUGGGAACUGGUAGAUCGACAGCUCAUGCUAAUGUGUUAUAAGAAUCGAAAUAAUAAACUGAUAUGAAUAAAUAAUAAAAAUAUGAAUAAUAAUAUUUUGUUACUAAAUUAAUAUAAAUGAUUGACAAUAAUCGUUUCAAUAUGACAAGUGAUACUUUUGACUCAUUUUAGAAGUUUAUCAUUCUACAAAACUUUUGGUUUUAGUGAAAACCUG
This is a messenger RNA of Labeo rohita (rohu), 2785 nucleotides long. RefSeq lists its product as uncharacterized. Lineage: Eukaryota; Metazoa; Chordata; Actinopteri; Cypriniformes; Cyprinidae. The coding region runs from base 1 to 1218 and encodes 405 amino acids. The transcript is spliced from 8 exons. The record is from RefSeq and is a predicted model, not a curated record.